AUGAAGCUGGACAAACUCAAAGUCAGACCGAAGAAGAAUGCGGCAGCUGCACCGUGUGCUGCAGAGUUUGCCACCAUGCUCGCAUGCUGGGCCUCGAGCAGCGACCUCAACAACGUGGGUGCCUGCAAGGACUCGGCAAAAGCCUUGCAAGAAUGCAUGGCCAGCAGGAAACCUCGGGGCGGUGUAUCCAAGCCAACCAUCAACUAUCAUCUGGCAAGGUUGUCCAAACAGCUCUGA
This is a messenger RNA of Mycosarcoma maydis (corn smut), 237 nucleotides long. Its product is annotated as mitochondrial 37S ribosomal protein mS37. Lineage: Eukaryota; Fungi; Basidiomycota; Ustilaginomycetes; Ustilaginales. The record is from RefSeq and is a predicted model, not a curated record. The transcript has 2 exons. Gene Ontology annotation, molecular function: structural constituent of ribosome. Gene Ontology annotation, cellular component: mitochondrial small ribosomal subunit. Gene Ontology annotation, biological process: mitochondrial translation. The coding region runs from base 1 to 237 and encodes 78 amino acids.